GACGGUUAUUUACAAAAUAUUGAAAGUAAACAAAAAAAGUUAAUGUGGAAUACAGAAUAACCAGAAAAUGAAGGAAGAAUAUCUGGAAAUCGAAGAACUAGAUUUUAAUACACACUUCGAUGGCCAGGCCCAGCAACCACAACAAGAACAGUCACAGCUGAAUCCCGGCCAAGCUGAAUUUUUGCCCACUCAACCGGGCGACUUUGAUGGCCAGUACGAUGAUGCUAUGCUAAGGAAGUUGUUGAAGAAGUUCCAAAUGAGUUUUUUGUAUCCAUUUUUGAAAGUUUGUGACAUUACAUAUCGCAGUUUACGUUAUCUAUCAGUUGAGGAUAUCAAUACCGCCAUACGAAGUGUGGGGCAUCGAGCCGAAUUCCGAGAAAAAUUGUUCACCUGGAGACGUAAAAGGUAUCGCACUAAUGAUGUAAUAAUAGAAUGCGAAAAAAUUACUCCACCAAAUGUCACAUCCAGUGAACAGCCUACAGUACCGGUCACAAUCAUGACACCCAGUACCAGCAUAAAUACAGUAAAACCUAUUCAAACAAAUAUCCUAAUAGCUCAGCCGCCUACUAACACCACACAAACAGCGGUAGUAAUGCCGGAAAUGGCAGCCACUACCACUUCAGCCACCAGCUCAAACAAUACAUUUCAAAAUGCUAUAAAGCCCUUUAAAAGGGAUUUAAGCUAUUUGGAAACUUCACUGCAGGAUAUGAUCGAUGAAUUACCAGCAGAGAUGGAUUUUGAAGUGGAGACGAAAAGACCAAAAAUCUUUGAAACUACAGUAGAAUUAAGAGAAACACGUUUAAAUGUACAAUUGAAUCUCGAAGAGUUAUUAGAUGAAUCCUUGUUUGGUCCUGUUAUGAAAGCAUUCUACCAAAAGAAUGGCUAUUUAGAGCGUAAACAUCGCGAUGAGUUAAUACAAAGUGUAGUGGAUUAUGUCAUAACCAAUGAGAUCAAAUUGCAUUCGUCUGAUUUUAAUAAAAUCGUGGAUAUGAUUAUAAGUAUAUUUCCCAGCGAAGAUGAGUCAAGGGAUUAUUAUUUCAUAAAUCGUAAAGGAAAACGAAAUCCCAUGGGUCGUCUCUAUACCAAAUACUACAAUACAUUGAAAAGAAUGCGAGUACGAGACAUACACCAAGAGUUCACCCUGGAAUCAUCAUUAAUGCCAGCUGCAUCAUUACAAGAUGAUGCCACAUCCAUGAUGACAAUAACAUCAGCAGCCUCAACAUCACAAAUGAGUACGACGAUGAUGUUAUCAUCAUCAUCAUCAUCAAAUGCUAUAAGCACAUCGGCAACUACUCUGGGUAAUGGUAACAUCAGCAACAACAACAACAACAUCGCUAUUAAUAAUAAUAAUAACGAUGGCAAUAGCAAUAAUAGUAAUAGCAUCAAUACACAAAUUGAGCUUAUUGAAGAUGAAUUUCAAGAGCUCAUACAGCUCGAUGAUACUUCAAUAAGUGCCAUAAAGAAUUUUUUACGUUGCCAGGGACUGGAUUGGGAUGAUGUUAAGACAAUGUGGGCUAAAACGUACUUAGCACGCCAGGAAGAUGUGGAACACUCCACCAUCAAGGAUGUACUACAACAAUGGCCGAAAUAUUUAAAUGCCAGAGGCAUGGAGUUGUUUGAUAUUGAUUUUCGUUUGAAAUUCUCCCGCAGCAAAGCAAAAGCUUUGCAUCAAAAGUGGCAAACUUUCGCACACAAAAUCUUUAGCUACUAUCAGGGCAACAUAAAGGACGACAUGUGUAAGGGACUCUUUGCUUUAUGCAAAUCUAAACCGGGAAAAGACACCGAAGACUACAUAAUCACUGUGCUGCUGAAUGCCAUUAUGCUACCCAUGGCUCGUUAUCGUGAUGCAUUGGGUAAUCGACGGAAAAUUUCCAUUGUCGAGGCUGUAGAUCUCUUUGCCAUACGUGUAAAUACACUCGAAGAUUUGGAUCAAAAACGUGAAGAGUUUUCCAUUAAAUACGGCGACAUACACACCGACUAUACGCCACUCAUUGUGGUGGUGGGUGACAACAACAUCAAUAUCCAUGAAAUCUAUGUGCACUUUGAUGUGGCUCUGUAUGAAAUGCCAGAUUUUAUCAGUGCCCUUGACUGUUGCAUGAAAAUAUAUCGUGUAUUAAAUUUACCAUAUCCAUCGUCGAACGAAUAUUCUUGGACGUUUAUACAGCGUUACUUUUAUGAAAUUAUGUUGGCCGAUGAUAUGAAAUGUCCAUCAAUGAGUUCAUUAAUUACGUAUUUAAAAUUUUAAACAACUAUCAUUAGGGCAAUAUUAUAUGAAUAUUAAAAU
Messenger RNA from Calliphora vicina (urban bluebottle blowfly), 2284 nucleotides. RefSeq lists its product as uncharacterized. The transcript is spliced from 7 exons. The record is from RefSeq and is a predicted model, not a curated record. Bases 68 to 2245 code for a protein of 725 amino acids. Lineage: Eukaryota; Metazoa; Arthropoda; Insecta; Diptera; Calliphoridae.